Messenger RNA from Cavenderia fasciculata, 1059 nucleotides. RefSeq lists its product as uncharacterized. The transcript has 2 exons. The coding region runs from base 1 to 1059 and encodes 352 amino acids. The record is from RefSeq and is a predicted model, not a curated record. NCBI's taxonomy places the organism in Eukaryota, Evosea, Eumycetozoa, Acytosteliales, Cavenderiaceae.
AUGAGUGAUUAUUUAAAAAUGACACUCCAUUGGUCAAGAAAGGGUGCACCACAUGGAAAUCUAUCUACCUAUCUUGAAACUUGUGCAGCAUUUGAGAAAGGUCCCAUUUGCGAUCAUUGUCAAAUAUAUGGUCACGGUCAAUUCCAUUAUUAUCAUGGUAAAUAUAAAAGAAAUUGUAUAUGUUUUAUCUGUAAACAGUCAAAGGAAAUCGCUCUUUUCUUUAAAAAACGAGCCGCGAGCACAAAACGUACCCACUUGUUAAAAUAUGGUGAGAUUGGUGAUUACGAUAUCGAUGAGGACUAUCUCAUUGAAUUGAACGAUGACCAAGGCCAUUUGUGUGCCGUCCUAAAGAUACGACUCCGUUUUGACAGCAAGGAACAUUGUAUGGCCAGCGUCGAUAGAAUCAACAACUCGAUCACCUACACGAAAAUGAAUGUCCGUAUCACUUGCCUCGAGGUAAACACCUCGGCAAAAUGGUCACCAUUUGAUAUCCAUUACCUCAUCGAAGGAUUCUUCCAACCUGAUCCGACAGACAGUCAACUUGAAUCGUAUUAUGAUGAGUACUCUAUGUUUGAGGAUCUGAAAACCGCCUAUGACUCGACCAAACCUGGUGCCAGCCGACGAACCCGAUCGCUCGAAGGAGAGAAAGAAAUCUCUUUCAUCUUUUUAGUUCUUUUGUAUUUCUUUCAAAAGGGUCGCAGUUGGUACACCCGUGCCAUUCUAGGUGUUCCUCCACACGAACGACACAUUACUCAUCAUCCAUCUGCCGCCUCUCCCGAGCGACUCAACGUAUUGAAGGACUAUACUCUCGAAAAUACGGUCUUGAUCGAUCUCCGAUGCCAAUCUUCCAACUAUCGUUCCACCUACACUGACCCAGAAGACUAUGAUGAAGGAGACGGUAACUGGACCGAGAUGAAGUUCUACUAUGUUAUGUAUGCCCAACAUUGCUGCCAUUCCAAACCACGUAUCCUUCCAAUGUACUAUGAAGAUUGGCUUGCCGACAACCAAGAGCUUGAAACCAUAAAGUUAAAGUUCUCAAAGAAGAACACAGACGAAUGA